ACUGUAGUUGCACAGUCGAUACAACGUCGUGCCGGUUCCUGGAUCUCAGAGUCCGACACAGUCCACGCUGCAGCACGCGUAGUAGGCAGAAUGCCGGAGCUGGGGAAAGUCUCCGUGCGGGACCCCGGCUGCGUGCUGCCCGGCGGUUUCAGCUCCGCGGUGACGGUGUGGCUGGAGAGACCGCAGGUGCUGAACAAGAGGCUGUGCGGGGCCUGCACGGAGAGGAGCUGGGAGCUCGGCAUGUGCUGGGAGGAGGACGAGCUCCUGGGGGCGCUACUGUCCCCCCUUGCCGAACUCAGCUGCUGCCCCGCGGCGGAUGGGGAUGUGCUGGAGAGGAUAAGGGUCUCCGCGGGGGGAGGAGCGAGUGCCGCGGGGGGAGGGACCAGUGUAGGGAGCACCGCCCUACUGCGGAGCCUCAUCCCCAAGUGUAACCCGCACUACCCGUCCACACAGCCCCGGAGGGAGCUCGUCAUCACAGAUGCCUCCGGCAGAGCUGUGACAUUUGUACCGCUGGAAGAACCAAGCCAGGGACGUUUUCAGGUCAAGAAAAGCAACAUUUAUCAAAUCCGUCUUGAACAUGUCGAGGAUGAUGAAUGGUCACUCUCCCUGUUCACUUUAUAUUCAGAAGGCUGGGAUUCAGACUGCGUUAUAUACCCGAAGAUCUCCUGGAUGAAAAAUGAGCUGCUGUCGCGGCUGGCAAAGUGGUCCACAGAGGACAAGAGGAGCGACUUUAAGGGCACCCUGUCUCUCAUACCUGUGGAUAAAUAUAGCAGGCUGUACCAGAGCCUGAAGGAGAAAUACAGGGAGAUGGUGAAGGUCUGGCCUGAAGUCACUGACCCGAAAAAGUUUGUGUAUGAGGAUGUUGCUAUAGCAACCUACUUAUUAGUUCUCUGGGAAGAAGAGAGAGCAAAAAAGCAUCUAACGCAGAAGCAGUCCUUUAUAGACUUAGGGUGUGGAAAUGGGCUGCUGGUCCACAUAUUAAGCAAUGAAGGGCACCGAGGUCGAGGCAUCGAUGUUCGUAGAAGAAAAAUAUGGGCGAUGUAUGGGUCACAAACUGUUUUGGAGGAAUCUUCAAUUACGCCAAGUGAUGAUUAUUUAUUUCCAGACACAGACUGGAUAAUCGGUAACCAUUCUGAUGAACUGACGCCGUGGAUCCCGGUCAUCGCCGCUCGGUCUUCAUACUCCUGCUGCUUCUUCGUGUUACCAUGUUGCUUCUUCAAUUUCUAUGGAAAGUACAACAGAAAAUCCAGCCAGAAGACUCAGUAUAGGGAAUACUUGGACUUUGUUACUGAAAUUGGCGCUCAGUGCGGAUUUAACGUGGAAGAAGACUGUCUUAGAAUCCCGUCGACAAAGCGAGUGUGCCUUAUAGGGGAAACAAGGCGGUAUUCCCCGCUGGAGGAGGCGCAGGUUGAUGAGCGGAGGGCUCAGUAUAUAGCCAGUCAUUCUGCUGACUCUACAAGUGAUAAUACAGACUCCAGGCUUUGUGAUGGUCACACAGACACUACUAAUGGAGAAGAAAGCACCGAUGACCUAAAGGCAGAGCAUUCCAGCUGGAUACCUGGCUUCCGACCGCGGGACAAAGUAGAACAGAUCAGGAACUGUGUCUUACUCCCCAGAGAUUUCAUUGAUCAGGUUGUCCUGCAGGUUGCCCAGUUACUGCUGAGCUCUAACACAGAGGAGGAGAAGGACAUUGUACAUGAUGGGGCAAGCAGCACCUGGAACAGGGGGAGAUGUCUUCCUUUACGGGAAGUAGCGGAAGUCCUGGACAGAGAGACCUUGCAGAGGCUGAAGAAUGAAUGUGGAGGCCUACAGACCCUGCUCAGGAACAAUCAUCAGGUCUUUCAAGUGAUGAAUUCAACGGUCUCGAUACGUGACUGGAGCCAAGAAACACAAACCGCCUCAAGUAAACACAGGACAGAAGCCAAGAAAAGACUCUCGGCAGACGUUUUAAAAACACGGCUUUGCUGGUUUUAUGUCCACCAUCCGGACAGCUGCCCGCGGGCGGCCAGCAAUUGCCCGUAUGCCCACGGAGCUGAAGAGCUGCGACCACACUCUCUUCCCGAGAGGAAAAAAAACAGGCACCCAGAACCACAGUCAAUAAAACGUCGCUAAGCCAUUUUCCUGCA
This is a messenger RNA of Pseudophryne corroboree (corroboree frog), 2126 nucleotides long. It is a transcript of the gene TRMT44, whose product is annotated as tRNA methyltransferase 44 homolog. The coding region runs from base 91 to 2112 and encodes 673 amino acids. Gene Ontology annotation, molecular function: tRNA (uridine) methyltransferase activity; metal ion binding. Lineage: Eukaryota; Metazoa; Chordata; Amphibia; Anura; Myobatrachidae. The record is from RefSeq and is a predicted model, not a curated record. The transcript is spliced from 11 exons. Gene Ontology annotation, biological process: tRNA methylation.